CAAAUCAAUUCUGUCACAAGUGUCCCCUGAACUUCCAAGUCCCCACUCUUACAUUUUGCUCAUGGGAAACAUAACCAGGAGAGGCAGCAGGGAGCUGGCUGCAGAGGGCACCAAGCCCCCAGAAGAAGGCCCACCUGCGGCACUCCACACCAGGCUCUAUGAGGCCAUCAUGAGGGAGGACCGCUCGGCAAUCCAGGCGCUCCUGAGGAGCCACCCAGUCAACCAGCCUAUGACCAUCCUGGCCAACUCCAUCAGCUACCGAGUACUUCUGAACCAGCAGACACAGUCCAUCAUCCCCAUUCAUCUGGCUGUCGAAUUCUGCAAGGCACAAAGUUUGCUUUGUUUGUUAGAACAUGGGGCUGACCCAGAAGUAAGGGACACAAGAGGCCUCACCACACUUCACCUGAUGUUACUGCACUGGCCAAUCAUUUCUACCAUACGGACAAAACCGGGGAACAGAAUCCAAAGGAUCCUGACAGACAUUCAGAAUAAUGCUAUGAUGUGUCUCCGCAUUUUGUGUGAACACGGAGCUCAAGUCAACGCUCAAGUAGACAAUAGCAACAAACAUUCACCCCUUCACCUGGCCAUAACCUAUGGGACCUAUCCAGUUCUCUCUAUUUUAGUCCAAAAUGGUGCCUACGUCAAUGCCAUUAACGAAUCCAGCAUGACACCCCUUCACAUGGCUGCCAACAUCCUGAAUAAGGAGAUGAUGGAAAUGCUGAUAGCCUGUGGCGCAAACGUUAACUGUGCCAUCUCCUCCACAGGGAAUACAGCCCUCAAGCUGGCAGUGUGCACCGCAUCCAGCAAAGCCGGCCGACUGCUGGCAGCAGGGGUGAGCUGCAUCCGUUUGCUGCUAAUUCAUGGAGCCAAAGUAAAUGCCCGGGACCAUAAAGGUCAAACAGCUAUCCAUGAGGCAUGUUUUGGAGGCAGAGAGGCAAUAAUCAAUCUCCUGCUUGAAUUUGAAGCAAACGUUAACAUAUUAACAAGAAACGGGGAGUCUCCGAUAUACAUGUACCUCCAGCGAAGUUCCAACAUCAGGGACACAGGGCUUCUCGCCAAGCUAUUUUACCGCUCUUAUCCUUUAAGACUAACCAAUAACCAAGGGAUUCUACCUGCAGGAAUCAUGCUGCCAGAAUUCCACCUCUUAAGGGAAAACCUAAUAAAGUUAUCUCAAAAACCCUUAUCCCUAGAGGACAUCUGUAAAAGAAACAUCAGAAAUAUUUACGGUGAGAAAUACAAACAACACUUAAAGCAACUUCUCCCAGUGCAGAUCUGGAACUCACUAUAUGGUUAUUAUGACUUAGCUUACCUCUUGAUAUAGGACUUCAAAGUUUCACCAGCCACAGAAUUUCAGUAACUCACACAGCAUUUUCUGGCUAGACUCAUACACAGAAAACACUUAACUCAUCAUCAUGUACAUCCCAGAUGUACAAACUGGUUCUUAAACUUUUUUCAAAAAAUAAAAUGAUUUGCACAUUAA
Molecule: messenger RNA, 1480 nt
Organism: Canis lupus familiaris (dog)
Lineage: Eukaryota; Metazoa; Chordata; Mammalia; Carnivora; Canidae
Gene: ANKRD61
Product: ankyrin repeat domain 61
Exons: 3
Coding region: 62-1321 (419 amino acids)
Molecular function (GO): protein binding
Source: RefSeq, a predicted model, not a curated record